Messenger RNA from Morus notabilis, 2302 nucleotides. RefSeq names its product probable L-type lectin-domain containing receptor kinase S.5. Gene Ontology annotation, molecular function: carbohydrate binding; protein kinase activity; ATP binding. NCBI's taxonomy places the organism in Eukaryota, Viridiplantae, Streptophyta, Magnoliopsida, Rosales, Moraceae. The transcript has a single exon. Bases 52 to 2049 code for a protein of 665 amino acids. The record is from RefSeq and is a predicted model, not a curated record. Gene Ontology annotation, cellular component: plasma membrane. Gene Ontology annotation, biological process: protein phosphorylation.
UUCCAUUACUUUUGAAGCUUUGCCUUGAAACUCCCACUCCAAUUAUUGUUAAUGGGCAACCUUUGUUUUUCUCUGCUGCUAACUACAAUCUUUUUUCUGGCCCUCUUUAGUGGUGCUCUUACCAAAGUGGAAUGCUUGAAUUUUUCUUAUCCAACAUUUCAGGAGGAAGAUGAAAGUCAAUUCAUUCGCUACAAUUCCGACGUUACUUUUCAUGCCUUCCAAGUUACACCAGAUCUCAGUGAUUAUAAAAAAAUCACUAAUCAAUCAGGAAGAUUAUUGUACAAACAACCAUUCAAUCUAUGGAGGAAAAAAGGUAAUAAGAAGGCCAUGGCUUCUUUCAAUUCCACCUUUGUGCUCAACAUCUCUCCCUAUUCUGGAAAGUUUGUCCCACUCGGUGAAGGAUUGGCGUUUAUCUUAACCGCGAAUCCCGGUCUUCCUGACCAGAGUCAAGGGAAAUGGCUUGGGAUUGUGAACAACACAAGUUCAUUGUCUCAACAAGGAAUUAUAGCAGUAGAGUUUGACACAAGGAAGAGUUUUGACGAAGAUAUUGAUGACAACCACGUGGGAUUGAAUCUGAACAGCAUCUACUCGAUCAAACAAGUAUCCCUUACCGAUUAUGGCAUUAAUCUUUCAAGCGGAAGCAAUGUGACGGUACGAAUUCAGUAUGAUGGGAAGAACAUGAGUAUGUUUGUCUGGCUUACAAAUGAAGAAGGGAAGACCAUGAACAAUCCGGUAUUAUCCUGGCCUCUGAAUCUCUCAGACUAUCUUCCGGAUAAGGUCUUUGUGGGAUUCUCAGGCUCCACGGGCGAGGACAACACCGAGAGGAAUUGCAUACUGUCAUGGGAUUUCCACAGUUCAGAUAUUGAUGAAAAUCCUAAUCUGUUGUGGGUUUCGAUUGUUGUCCCAAUUGUAGUAGUUUUGCUAGUUUGUGUUGCCUUUUACUUGUACUGGAGAAGAGCAUGUUCUAAGGAGGAUCCAGAAGAGGCAUAUCCGAGGAUAGAAGAACAGAUUAAAGAAUCUUCCAUGGCUCCUAGGAAGUUCCAGCUGAAAGAGCUUAGAAGAGCAACAAGCAACUUCAACCUCAAGAACAAGCUUGGAAAAGGUGGAUUUGGAACCGUCUAUAAAGGAUUGAUUGGAAAUCAGGUGGUAGCGGUUAAGCGAGUCUCGAAAGAUUCCCGUCAAGGACAGCAAGAGUUCAUAGCGGAAGUCACCACAAUUGGCAGCCUCAGCCACAGAAACCUGGUGAAAUUAAUUGGAUGGUGCUAUGAAAGCAAUGAGCUCCUCAUUGUCUAUGAGUUCAUGCCAAAUGGAAGCCUAGACAAGUUCAUAUUCGGCGACGAGAAGCUUGGCACAGAGAUGCAAGAAUUAAGCUCGAAAAGGAGGCACAGCAUAAUAUGCGGUGUGGCUAAGGCGCUUGAUUACCUGCAUAAUGGUUGUGAGAAAAGAGUACUUCAUAGAGACAUAAAAGCCAGCAACAUAAUGUUGGACUCAGAAUUCAAUGCCAAGCUUGGAGACUUUGGAUUGGCUCGUAUGAUUCAACGAAGCGAGAAGACUCACCACUCAACAAAAGAGAUUGCAGGGACGCCUGGCUAUAUGGCUCCCGAAUCUUUCCUCACUGGGAGGGCCACGGUGGAGACAGAUGUUUAUGCAUUUGGAGUCCUUGUGUUGGAAGUUGUGAGUGGAAGAAAGCCAGGAAAUCAGAAUGAGCAGAACAGUUUCAACAACAGCAUGGUUUGUUGGAUAUGGGAGCUUUACACCAAGGACAGGCUUCUUGAUGCUGUCGACACGAGACUGGAUGGACAAUUCGAAGAGGAUGAAAUGGGGUGUAUUAUGGUCUUGGGAUUGGCCUGCUGUCAUCCAAAUCCACAUGAGAGACCUUCCAUGAGAACUAUAUUAAAGGUUCUUAAAGGGGAAGAAGAUCCACCAAUGGUGCCUGUAGAAAUUCCGUCCUUUGUCUGGCCAUCCAUGCCUCCGUCAUUCAAAUCGGACGGUGAGACCACUCUGCAAGGAGGACAACUUACUCCAUUCACUGAGAUCACUGGAAGAUGAAUCAGAAACAAGGAUAUGCAUUGAACAUUGUUGAAAAUAAUUAUUCAAAGUUAGGAUUUAAUUGUUACUUAUUGUAUUUAGGGGUGUUAGUUAGAAUAAAAGAUAAGAUCCUGCGUGAUCUUCUCUUUGGUUUCUGCUUCCUGAUUUUUAGGAACUGAAUCGUGAGUUUCCUAGAUAUUUUCUUCUUCCACCGUGUAUAUAUGUAUACUAGUUCUCUGAUCUGAAUAAGAAAAAGAGUUCUCACGUUUUUCUU